Molecule: messenger RNA, 777 nt
Organism: Kluyveromyces lactis
Lineage: Eukaryota; Fungi; Ascomycota; Saccharomycetes; Saccharomycetales; Saccharomycetaceae
Product: pyridoxal phosphate homeostasis protein
Exons: 1
Coding region: 1-777 (258 amino acids)
Cellular component (GO): intracellular anatomical structure
Molecular function (GO): pyridoxal phosphate binding
Source: RefSeq, a predicted model, not a curated record
AUGAUUCGCAGGGGACUGAUAGUAGCAAGAAGAAUGUCUAGUGAUAUCAGUUACGAUGCUGUGAGGAAAGAAGAGCUGAUUGGGGCUUAUCAGACGAUGAAAGAUAAGAUCAAUGCCACUGCUCAGGAAGUCGGUAAUGUUAACGUUGAAUUACUAGCUGUUUCCAAGUAUAAGCCUGCUGCAGACAUCAAAAUUUUGUAUGAUUAUGGUGUGAGACACUUUGGGGAAAACUACGUUCAAGAGAUGAUUACGAAGAGUGAGAUUUUACCCCAGGAUAUUAAAUGGCAUUUCAUCGGCGGUUUGCAAAGUAACAAAUGCAAGGAUUUGGCUAAGAUUGCGAACCUUUACUCGGUAGAGACCGUUGAUUCGUUAAAGAAGGCGAAGAAGUUGGAAGAAGCCAGAGGGAAGUGGAACCCGGAUGCACCCGUGAUCACGUGUAAUGUUCAGAUCAACACUUCUGGAGAGGAACAAAAAUCCGGAUUGUUCGCAGAAGUAGAGGUGUAUUCGAUUGUUGAAUAUCUUAUCAAGGAGGCCAAGCAUGUUAGUUUGAAUGGAUUAAUGACUGUAGGAUCCUGGGACGUAUCCCAUUCAGGUAAUGAAGAAAACCAAGAUUUUGCUAGAUUAGUUGAAUGGAAGAAAAAGCUUGAUGCAAAAUACGGCUUGGACUUGAAACUCUCAAUGGGUAUGACCGCGGACUUCAGACAAGCUAUCAAACAGGGAACUUCCGAAGUUAGGAUCGGUACUGCCAUUUUUGGUUCAAGACCACUUAAAAACUAA